This is a messenger RNA of Penicillium olsonii, 675 nucleotides long. The record is from the annotation of a GenBank genome assembly. Lineage: Eukaryota; Fungi; Ascomycota; Eurotiomycetes; Eurotiales; Aspergillaceae.
AUGCUUCAGGAUGCCGAAGGCUUCGUCCGCCUCCCCAACGAACGUCUAGUCUACUCAUCACCUCCCCGCACCACCGUGUCCAUCACCCCACCGUCCGGAUACAAAGGCGGAGAGGCUUUAUCGAUCCAAAGUAGCGCUGGCUGCAUUUAUCUCACCAACCAACGAGUGGUCUACCUACCCGCAUCCAAAACCAACGACUUCCAGUCCUUCUCCUCCCCACUCUUGAAUGUCCGUGAUUCCCAUGUCUCAGCACCCUUCUUUGGUCCCAAUGUCUGGACUGCGUUGGUCCAGCCCGUCUCCGGGGGUGGCAUCUCAGCGUCCCUCCCUGCCGUGCAGAUGAAAGUGACUUUCAAGGAAGGCGGGGCCUUCGACUUCCACACCAACUUCGAGCGAAUCAAGGAGAGAAUGCAACAGGCUGUUGAGAAUACAAAUGAGGGCUCUCGAGGGCAGCAGACGGUGGACCUCUCCGCGGUCCAUCUGGAGGACCUGCCGGCGUACGAUGCGCCGCCUCAAGCCAACCAAGAGAUCAGACCCGAGGAGACAAGAGAGGCGCCGCCUGAUAGCCGGCCUCCGGAUGCGAAUGCGGAUCCAGUCGAGCCCCCUCCAUGCUAUGAGGAGGUUCAGUCGCAAAGCGUGGCGCAUGAGCUAGAGGAGAGGCUGCGACGAGCCAGCUGA